This is a messenger RNA of Rhea pennata, 2736 nucleotides long. RefSeq names its product EF-hand calcium binding domain 12 (gene EFCAB12). The transcript has 9 exons. Lineage: Eukaryota; Metazoa; Chordata; Aves; Rheiformes; Rheidae. The record is from RefSeq and is a predicted model, not a curated record. The coding region runs from base 319 to 1980 and encodes 553 amino acids.
UACAACCUCAUCUUGUAUUUACCAACUUGCUAUCUGUAUGAAGUGGAUAUCCUUCAAGCGUUGUUCUGAUCAUCAAGUUCUCAAUCUAAAUAUUUGUGUAACAUAUUAAACUCAGGUUUUUGGUUCCUUCUGAUUAACUUGUGACUAGACCUGAGAAAGUAGGCCCUGCAUUUAUGCUAGUGAGUCAAAGGACGGUUGCUGUCUUUUUUUCAAAGAUGUCUUUUGAGGAUCAAAGCCAGAUCUGCAAAGAAAUCGAUCCAGACGGGCUUGACACUAGGUUUUGUAACAAGUGCAUCUGUUGUCACUUAGAGUACCAGCAUGAUGAGCAAGGAUUUAAUUGACGAUUUGACCGAUGUCAGGCCAGAACUGUUCUUGGGGCACUGUUUCAAACGACACCGGCUGAGAAAUAUGUAUCCACAAUUUUUCCUUAAGUUGAAAGCAAGUAGGUUUGGGCCACCCAAAUCCAGACGUCGCAUUAUUUUUGCUCCACCUAUGGCAGGACCAGCUUUUCCCUUUUCCCAGCCAACUCCAGGCCCGAAUUUCUGUCACUCAGCUGUUUUGCAGACGCCCCAGGAGGGAGAAGAUAGCCUCAGUUCUCCAAGGAUCACCUCCGAUACAGAAGAUGAUCUGCAAAAGCUGGAGGCAUGGAUUAUAGAAAGGAAGCAAUUCCGUUCCCAGCUGGAAAGCCUUGUGGAUGUGGAAAGAUGGUUGAUGCGAAAAGCUUCCCGCAGUGAUCAAGAAGAAAGAGUCUGGAGAAGAAUAAAGGCAUGCAGAGCAGACAGGAAGGCUAGAAGCAAGUCAGGCCCGACCCACAGCCCGGAGUGCUCGCCAGCGGGGAGCGGCCAGCUCUGGUGCAGGGGUAGCGCUCCCGUUAUUCGUGUGCCUUACCCCCGAGCUCUUGUCAUGCUGCACAAUCUCCUGCACAAACACAGUUUGAAGAUGGUGGACUUAUUCAGGAAGGCUGAUAUGGACAGGGGGGAAAUCACAAGAGAAGACUUCAUUAAAGUCAUCAAGGAGACCAAAGUUCCCAUAAGUGACAAGGAUCUGGAGGAAGUCAUCAUCUUCCUGACUUCCUCAAAACGGGGGAAUUUUAUAAGCAAUGACGAUCUGAUUGAAUGUCAAGAUCAAUGGCUGGAAAUGAUGCAAGGGCAAUGCAGAGAGACCAAAACAGGUGUACAAGCUGAGGGCAAAACCAAAGAAAUGAAGCCUCCUGUUCCUACCAAGCCUGAAACUGCGUUAAUACUGUUAGAAGUUCCCCCAAUCAACAUGGAGCCAGAACGCAGACACCUAACCUACGAUGAAAUGGAAGAGAUUGGAAAGCAAUUCAGAGACAGGAGGCGAAGGGAGAAGAGCAAAGACACCCCAAUAGAAUGGAAAGAAAAAUGUCGGCUGGUCAGAUCUGGGGAUAAAUAUGUUGAUGAGCACUGCCUGCCAUCGACUCUAGAGGGUGACAUGGCAGAACUGGUUGAUCAGUAUCGCAGGAAUUGCUUCCUGACCUAUCUGAAGAGCUUCAAGCUGUGCAAAGACUACAAAAUUCAUCUCACCAAGAUGAUGCUGCAAAAAGCCCUGCUGCACCCAGGGGACAAGAUCAUAAAAGAGGGAGAAGACAUACUGAAAAUCAGGCAGCCUGGAGGGCCCUACACCACAACACCGACCCACACGCUGUCACCUGUGAGCGCAUCCAGAAAGCAGGCCAAAGAGAUGCAAAACAGGCAGCUCCAAAGGAAUAAAAUGCAAAAAAAAAUCGCCCAUGUGAGCGAGUCAAAUGACAAUAACUUCUGGCCAGGUCACCUUCUGGACAAGAUAUGCCUUUACCUACCUUCAGCGGAGCCUGGCAGGGCGCAUGCCUUGUUCAGCUACGUUCACUCAACCAAGCCCGUCUAUCACGGCAUCUACAACCCUGAGCGCAGCUGGCUUGUCAGUGAUCAAGGAUACUUGACCUACGGAGAUACUGCGUUCAGAAAGACCCACUUCCUCUGAGGUGAUUUGCACAGCAGCAUGUGCCGUGAGAACAGGUUUGUGAUCCAUCAGUCAUCUCAAUGGAUCUGGGCCGUGCUCACGGAAGAAAUAAAGGUAUCACACAGUAUAUAUUCAAGUUAAAGUUAGGGGGGAGCUGGACUGGCACCAAAAUGCACGUCUCAACUGGGAGCUGUUCUGCUCAUCCAGUAACAAGAAGCUGCUUUAUAAAGGGUAGUGAGUUCCUGCUUCCUGGGCACAAAUUAAGUGCGAGUGGGGGCAGUUGCCAUGUCACUAACCCUGUAUUUUAGUGUUAGGAGAGAAAUCCAACCUUAUUCUGGCAACAAAGAGAAGCUUAGACUUCCCAAAGGUUAUGACAGGGGCAUGUCUUUUGGGAUCCCCAAGGUCCCCAGGGGGAGGUUCCCACCGGAAGGUCUCCGUGUCCCCAAGGGAGGUUCCUGUGCCCUCAGGGGAGGUCCCUUUGUCCUUGGAGAGGUCUCGUGUCCCCAGGGAAGACCCGUGUGUGUUUGUGUGUGUGUGGAAAUCACCUGUUCCUGGGCCGCUCCCCUUGGGGCAGCCCGAGUCCCUGCCGAGCUCCCACGUUCCCGGAGAGGUACCCGUGUCCCUGGGGGAUUCUGUGUCCCCAGGGGAGGUCCCCGUGUCCCCAGGGCGGUCCUGUGUCCCAAGGGGAGUCCCAUGCCCCCAGGGGCUCCCGCUGCGGGCCGCGAGGGCCCCACGGCCCCCACGGCCAGGCCGCCGCCCCCCGCUCGAGCAGAGGCG